AUGGCCAGCAGUGAUCACAGUACUAAUUGUGUUAAUACCUCAGAUGAGGAGGACUUUUCCUCCAAUGAGGAAUCUAGCUUGGAUAGCAGGGAGACAACAACAUCUGCACUGGGAAAGCUGAGACCAGAUGAACUUCAAAUCCUCCAAGAUGGUCUAAAUGAUUGGAAGGAAGCUGACACAAACAAAAGGGCCUCACUGAUGGAGGGCAUGCAGAACAAAAUCAAAUGGCUGGAUGCCAACAAGAGCCUCAAACAAAAUGAAUGGAAUAGAAAAUGGACAGCCAUCAAGAACUGGAUGUAUAACAACAGUCAGUCCCAGGCAUGGAAGGCCCUGGUCAAGUAUGGCUCCAAAUGGACAGCCCUAAAGGUGAUCAAGCUGCAGUGUAAGAAGGAUAUCCAGCAAGUACUUGUGAAGGCCAGAAUACAUCCUGGGACAUUGGCUAUGAUCAAACACUAUCAGCCAACUGUUCAGAAGGUAGUCCAGUCAUUGACCAAGGCUGAAUUGGACAAGGCAGCCCAUUUGGCAAAAGAGUGGAAUGAGAGAAAGCUGCCACCUGAAGCCCAGGCAGAGGGGCAACAAUGUGGGAUGAGAGUGGUGAUCAUGUUGGCAUGGAAGGAUAAGGAAGGCAAAGUGAUGGUUGGAGUGAAUGACUUCAAUGAUGAGCUGGGCAAUGGAGAGCUCUAUUCAAAUUGGGAAGACCUUCAUGGAAAGUGGUCAGCCUAUGCAAAGAAGGCCUUUGGGGCCAAUGGUACAGAGGAUGGCAGCAGAGAGGAUGAGGCCAGUCAAACCACAGUAAAAGCAUGGAAAGGAAAAAAGUGGUCUCAAUUCUCCCUGUCCACCAAUGAUGAUGGCAUGCCCAUUCUUCCAAAUCUCUUGGACUUACAGACACUGGAAUUAAAGGACAUCAUGAGGGAUGGUUCCCUGGAGGAGCUGGUUGCCAAACACCAAUGCCAGUCAGACAAAGCCAAAGGGAAGAGACCCUGGAUGGAAGUAAAUUCCAUUGAUGGCUCUGACUAUGGACAUCACUUGGAGGAGGAACCAGCUCCUCUCACAAAACCUUCCACCAAACAGCAAUGGAUAGAUGGUAUGUUGGAGCUGGUCAGAUUCUUUACUGGUAACCCUAACAUGACCUUGGAAUUGUGUGCUGAAGAUCAUCCCACUGGAACAUCCAAUGCACAGGAGGACAACAGACAACAGAACCAGUCCACAUCAGACUGGUGCAAUAUAGCUACUGCAUACCCCAAGCCAGCUGACAAUCAUGCCAAUGAUGGUGGUGAUUCAACUGCAAGGAAGCCCAAGCCCAAGCCAAGAAUCAGAUCCAAUGGUCAGUUUCCAUGCACACUUGGUUAA
Messenger RNA from Pisolithus orientalis, 1350 nucleotides. RefSeq lists its product as uncharacterized. The transcript has 8 exons. Bases 1 to 1350 code for a protein of 449 amino acids. NCBI's taxonomy places the organism in Eukaryota, Fungi, Basidiomycota, Agaricomycetes, Boletales, Pisolithaceae. The record is from RefSeq and is a predicted model, not a curated record.